UACCAUCAUGCAUCUGUGGGUAGCCAUCCUGGGCCUCAUACUCCUUCUGACAGAUGGUGUAACGUCUUACCCACGAGUGACUGGAGUGGUGGGUCAGUCUGUCAGACUACCCUGCACCUAUGGUGGAGAAGUCACAAGCAUGUGCUGGGGCCGAGGGGCAUGUCCUUUAACUCGCUGCGGAAGUGACAUUAUCUGGACUAAUGGAUACAGUGUCACCUUUCAGAAGGACAGACGUUAUAAGCUAAACGGAAACAUUGGUGGAGGGGAUGUGUCUUUGACCAUAGAGAAUGCAGCCCAGGCUGACAGUGGCUUGUAUUGUUGCCGCGUUGAGAAGAGAGGGUGGUUCAAUGAUAUAAAAAUCACCCUAGACUUGAGUAUAAAGCCAGCUCCACCUACGACAACAAUAAUGACGACUACUACUCCAACAAUGACCACCACUACUACUACUCUUCCAACUACCACCACUACUACUACUACCACUCCACCAACUACCACCACUACUACUCCACCACCGAUGACGACCACUACUUCUCCACCACCAACGAUGACCACUACUACUCCACCACCAACUACCACCACUACUACUACUCCACCAACAACAAUCACCACUACUACUACUCUACCAACUACCACUACUACUACUCCACCAACAACUACCACUACUACUACUCCACCACCAAUGAUGACCACUACUGCUCUACCAACAACAAUGACGGUCACCACUGCUCCAACGACAACGAGGGCCUCUACCUCUGCUCUUCCAGUGCCAGCACCCACAAAGAACCUCCAGCCAGUAGCUUCUUUAUCUUCUCCAACGCAGACAGCAGAAACCCAGCCUACCACACUGCAAGAAACAAAUAUAACCGGCUCACCAUCGCACUCUUGCUCAACAGAUGGGUACGGCACUGUGACCCAGUCUCCAGAUGCCCUUUGGCAUAACAAUCAAACUCCUGUGACGCUGGCACAAGAUCCAUGGAUGAGCACCAAUAAGGGAGUCUACAUUGGAAUCUGUGUUACUGCCUUGGUAUUAUUGCUCAUGUUUUUGGUUUUCACGAUUAGCAAAAGAUAUUUUUGCCUGGGUAACAAGGUGGAGCUACUACGUGUGAUUCCAUUGAGGGACUCUCACAUUGGAGCUUUGAAAAAUGCAGCUCUGAAGCCUGUCCGAGCAGAAGACAAUAUCUACAUUAUUGAUGACCUUCAUUAA
This is a messenger RNA of Balaenoptera ricei (Rice's whale), 1204 nucleotides long. It is a transcript of the gene HAVCR1, whose product is annotated as hepatitis A virus cellular receptor 1. The record is from RefSeq and is a predicted model, not a curated record. Lineage: Eukaryota; Metazoa; Chordata; Mammalia; Artiodactyla; Balaenopteridae. Gene Ontology annotation, molecular function: phosphatidylserine binding; virus receptor activity. The transcript has 8 exons. Bases 8 to 1204 code for a protein of 398 amino acids. Gene Ontology annotation, biological process: positive regulation of mast cell activation; phagocytosis, engulfment. Gene Ontology annotation, cellular component: cell surface.